UAGAGAGGAGCAGAGAGACGCGGUGCGGAUUCAGAGAGAGAGAUUCCUACGUGCGUGUUUCUCCGUCCACGAAGCUCUGGAUGGCUUGUUGACCGCGCGGAAGAACACUUAUUCCUAAUGUGCGCUCUUUGACGCGAUAAAGCGGAUAUUUUCACUCACUUUUACCCCGGAGUCACACAGAGAAGAGCUACAAGAUGAAAUACAAAAACCUGAUGGCCAAAGCGUUAUACGACAACAUGCCGGAGUCCCCCGAGGAGCUUGCCUUCCGCAAAGGGGACAUCCUCACCGUCAUCGAGCAGAACACGGGAGGCCUGGAGGGCUGGUGGCUCUGCUCUCUGCACGGCCGCCAAGGCAUCGCCCCUGGCAACCGCCUAAAGCUGCUGAUCGGACCCAUGUUCGAGGCCCAGUCGCCGGCCGCCGCUGCCCAGUCGCCCCCUCAGAGCUCGGCCUAUCAGCAGAAGGCUGGUUCAGCGGGGGCUCAGGGGAUCUACCAGGUGCCACCGUCCCUUCAGAGUCCACAACAGCAGAGUCAACAGAGCAUCUACCAAGUCCCCCCUGGACAAGACGUUUACCAAGUCCCACCAAGGAGUACUCUAGCUGCUGAUAACACCCCAAGCAAGGUGGUGACCCCGACCAGAGUGGGACAGUCCUACACCUUCAGCCCCGGCCAGCACAACCAGCAGGACCUCUAUGAUGUCCCACCCAGUAGAUCACAGGGGGUGUACGAUAUUCCUCCUGGUCAGAUGUUUCCCGGCGCCAGAAACCAGGGAGUUUAUGAUGUUCCUCCGUCUCAGAUGGACCCCAGGACGCAAGGCGUUUACGACAUACCUCCUUCCUCUCAAGGGGUCUACUCGGUGCCGCCCUGCAGGACUAACCCCGCCCUCCAGGAGGGGAACUACGACUUCCCACAGCCUCUCAAGCACAAGCAGGAGGGCAUCUACGACGUACCGCCCCCCCUCACCAAACCCACUCAGAAUCCCCAGUCGCAUUACGACUUCCCCGCCACAGAGCCCCCCGCCCAUCACAAACACCCGAACGUCAACGGCAAUGAAGGCAUUUACGACGUGCCUCCGCCCGCCCUUCAUUCGGGGGCGGGAUCACAGAGCGAUGUGUACGACAUCCCCCGGGGCAUGCAAGCGGCGCCGCCGCACAGGGCCUCGCCGGCGGACAGAGACGGAAGCAAAGGCAUCUACGACAUCCCCGCUCAGGACCCCCGCACCGUCGGUGACGUGACUGACGGUGUGAACCGCCUGUCCUUCUCCAGCACCGGCAGCACGCGCAGCAGCAUGUCCACCUCCUCGUCCUCCACGGGCUCCGGCUCCGAGGGACGCCUCGCUCUGGACGUGGAUGCGGCCGUGCAGCGGCUGUACCGCCUGCAGCAGGCCGUUGACGCCUCGGUCGGUGCUUUGCAUUCGAUGGCAGCCUCCCCUCACUGGAGGACUUUCCCCUUCAUGGAGCGCCACGCUAAUGACAUUCGUACGGUGCUAGACCGGGUCCGCGCUGCUCUCGGGGACUUCGUUGUGUUUGGCAGAGGGGCUGCGGCGAACGCCACGGCUCUGUCGGAAUCCAGCCUGCACAGUAAGCUGAGGCGGCAGCUUGGACGCCUGGAGGACUCGCAGCAGAUCCUCCUGCAGGUCUACCAGGUCCUGGAGAGCUGCAGCUGGGCCCUGAACGCGCUGGCGUCCGCCAGCAAGCACCACAACAAGAGCGACGACCUGGACCGCUUCGUCAUGGUGUCCAGGACGGUGCCUGACGACGCCAAGCAGCUGUCCUCCACGAUAAGCAGCAGCGCCGAGCUUCUGUUCAGGCGGACGCACCUGGACGGGACGUUCUCUCUCGGGAGCACGCCAGAGGAGAACGCCGUCCACCCGCUCACCUCACCCUCCUCUGACAACGACAACUACGGGGGACAGACCAAGCCCUUCCCCGUACCCUCCGGCCAGGACAAAGACAACAUGAACAACAGCGAGAAGUGUGUCAAAAGCUGGAUGGAGGACUACGAUUACGUACACCUGCAGGGCAAAGAAGACUUUGAGCGUCAGCAGAAGGAGCUGUUGGACAAAGAAAACAUUAUCAAGCAAAGUCAAGUCCAGCUGGGCCAGGAGCAGAUCAACCAGUUCAAGAAGUUGGAGCAGGACGUGAUCAAACCGGUGGAGAACGACGUCUCGCAGUGGAUCUCCCACCAGCACGCAGGCACGACCCCGCCCCCCCACCACCACCACCAUCACCUCAUCACCUCGGACUUGCCCUCCGCCCCCUCCGCCCAUGUGUGCGCCCGGGACCGCCAGCUGCUCGGCUUCUACUCCGAGCAGUGCGGACAGCACUUUGCCACACUCCUGGGUGCCGUGGACGCUUUCUUCGACUGCGUCGGUGCCGGGCAGCCCCCGCGCAUCUUCGUCGCGCACAGCAAGUUCGUCAUCCUGAGUGCCCACAAGCUGGUCUUCAUCGGGGACACGCUGUCCAGGCAGGCCUCGGCGCCCGAGGUGGCCAACCGCGUGAUGAACUCCAGCAAUGUGCUGUGUGACUUGUUGAAGACGGUGGUGGCGGCCACGAAAACGGCCGCCCUGAACUACCCAAACACGGCCGCCAUCCAGGAGAUGGUGGACAGAGUCACUGACCUUUCGCAUCACGCACAGCAGUUCAAAGAACAGUUGCUGCAACUGGCCAAUUUGUGACUUUCACCCAGGAGACAGACUCAAAAGUGUACAUUAAUGUAGUACAAAUAUAUAUUUACAAUAUAUAUAUAUAUUGCUCAUCUUUAAGUUUUGGAUGUUGUAAAUAGUGUCCGUUCUGUAAAUAUAUGCUCUAUUUUUGUGUAGAUUGUUUUAUAUUACGGUAUGAAUAUAUAUGUGUAGGUGCAGUAUUGGCGUCUCUGUAGGAUUAUGUAGACUUUUUUCGUAACAUUCCUGUCGCAUAUUACGAAGCACCUUAUGAGAUGUCCUGUGUUUUUUCAGUGUAGUGUUGUGUCUUACUGCUGAGUGUGACAGUAAAUCUCCUUGUAAAUCACGUUGAUGUCGAUGUACUGUGUGUGUGUGUGUGUGUGUGUAUGUGGAGCUCUCCACAGAGUAAAGGAUUGUUCUUAGCCACG
This is a messenger RNA of Anoplopoma fimbria (sablefish), 3088 nucleotides long. RefSeq names its product neural precursor cell expressed, developmentally down-regulated 9 (gene nedd9). The record is from RefSeq and is a predicted model, not a curated record. NCBI's taxonomy places the organism in Eukaryota, Metazoa, Chordata, Actinopteri, Perciformes, Anoplopomatidae. Gene Ontology annotation, molecular function: protein binding. Gene Ontology annotation, cellular component: plasma membrane; cytoplasm. Gene Ontology annotation, biological process: cell migration; cell surface receptor protein tyrosine kinase signaling pathway.